Molecule: messenger RNA, 1713 nt
Organism: Acanthochromis polyacanthus (spiny chromis)
Lineage: Eukaryota; Metazoa; Chordata; Actinopteri; Pomacentridae
Exons: 2
Coding region: 323-1354 (343 amino acids)
Biological process (GO): positive regulation of Rho protein signal transduction; phospholipase C-activating G protein-coupled receptor signaling pathway
Molecular function (GO): lysophosphatidic acid receptor activity
Source: RefSeq, a predicted model, not a curated record
UUUCACUAUCAAAGUGAGGACAUUUUGGCCGGUCCUCACUUUGAAACAGCCAUGUUUGAGGGUGAAGACUUGUUUUUAGAGAACAGGUAUGAAUUGAGGUUUGGUUAGGGUUAGGGUAAGGAUUAAGUUUAGGCAAUCAGCUGUGAUGGUUAAGGUUAGGGUAAGGCUCUAGGAAAUGCAUUACGCCUAUGGAUGUCCUCACUAAGAUAGAAGUACAAACGUGUGUGUGUGUGUGUGUGUGUGAGUGUUCAUAGAAUGCUUCUGCAGCUCUUCAUUUAUCAGCUUGUCAUGGUCACAGUGUUUAGUUUAAUGCAAAUGAAACAUGAUUGAUCUUGUGGACACAGAGAGGAGGAGUUGGGCUGGAAUAAGCAGUCAGUACAGUAGAUCUGAUCAAACCCUCCACAGAGCAGAGACACUGAGGGAGGAAGCUCUAAGAAACACUCUGAAGAUGUCAGUAAACUCCUCCUCAUCCUCCAAUGACUCCCUUCUUCAUCCAAACAUUUCCUCCAUCAACUCUGACCUCCCUUUACUCAUCUACUGUUACUUCUCCAGACCAGGCUCCUUCAUCUUAACCACAUUUUCCGUCACAGUCAUCCUCCUCCUCCUCCCUCUCUGCAUCUUCAUCAUCUACCAUGGUCUCCAACAAUGGAGACUAAAUGGCUCCACCUCCUCAGCAGCAACCAUGAGUCACUCUGACAGCUUCACCUACAACAUGGUCACCAUGGAGAUGAUUCGUGUCUCUGGGUGUGCUCUUUACUGUGGCGGUAUCACUUAUUUAAACCUAUUAAUUGUUGGGUUCUUUCUUUUUUCUUUCACCUGGUACGGUGAGAUGUUCUUCCACGUCCUGACCUGUGUGGAGCGCUACCUGGCUGUGGUUCAUCCCAUCACCUACCUGAGCCUGAGAAAAGAGAGAGGGAUCAGAAUCAGGAACAUCAGCAUCGCCUGUGUCUGGCUGCUUUGCUUUGUAAUGAUGGGUUGCAUGAUGAUGGGAAACUCAUUCGUCAUUGUGGAUUUAAGUCUCUUGACACUGUCUUUAACUAUCGUCUCCUUCUGCAGCGUUUCUGUUCUCUGUGUUCUGAUUGGUCCAGGUCCAGGGGAACAGGGUGGAGACAGGAAGAGGGUUGACCAAUCAAAGCAGAGGGCGUUCUACACCAUUAUGGUCAUACUGGGAGUAGUGGUGGUGAGGUUUUCAUGGAAUCUGGUUUGGUCUGUGCUCUCUGUGUCCGUAGGAAAUGCUGAUUGUGUGGUGUUGACCAGUGGUAUCUGGUUUAAUCUGCCCAGUGCUCUGGUGUUACCGCUGCUGUUUCUACACAGAGCAGGAAAAUUAGGUUGUUGUAAAAGAGCAUCCAAUUAGAAAACAUGCUAAAGUCAUUGAAUUAAAAUCACUUCUUUGUCUGUCGCUGGCCCAGACUCUGGAAUCAUCUGUUUGUCUCGCUCAGCUCAGCGUUCAGCACCGCCAUCCAGAAACCUCUGCUCUAAACUCUCCCAGCUUACUGUCCCAGACAUGUCAAUCUUUUUCAUUUAUAAUCAUUGUCUGUUGUACUGAUUUAUGAGACCAUUUCCUCCUUUCCUGUUGAAUUGCAUCUUUCAUUGAAAUUGUGUAGAAUAUGUUAGAUUGUAAAAAAUUGAUUGUUUUUGUUCUGUAAAGUUCUUUGUUAUGCAUUAUGUUUGCAUGAACAGUGCUCUAAAAAUAAAGCUUGAUUGAUAGAUAAA